Molecule: messenger RNA, 1924 nt
Organism: Cajanus cajan (pigeon pea)
Lineage: Eukaryota; Viridiplantae; Streptophyta; Magnoliopsida; Fabales; Fabaceae
Gene: GEX3
Product: gamete-expressed 3
Biological process (GO): pollen tube guidance; embryo development ending in seed dormancy
Cellular component (GO): plasma membrane
Molecular function (GO): protein binding
Source: RefSeq, a predicted model, not a curated record
UUCUCUUUCUCAAUCCGCGAAGACAUGUAUUAACUGUCCAUUGGUCAAUGAUUUUCCUGAAAAUGGUAACUGUCUUCAAGUCUGCCUUAACUGUGACAACACAUGCAUGUUUCUGCAAUGCGCAAUGACCCACUUGCUUGUCGUGUUGUUGGUUGCUAUGUUCUCUUUUUCUUCUUCUGUCUCUGCAUAUCACUGGUUUUCCAAACCUCUUGUUGGAGAUGAUGGAAGGGUCUAUGUUUGUUCUGGUAACAACUUUUUUGCGUUUGAAAACAACGGUACCAUUGCAUGGACCAUGCAUUUAGACUACAAAUGCAACCUUGGUACUGCCCCACUUCAUGGUGGCCAUGGGAAGGUAUACUUGGUAGCUGAUAACAGAAUAUUGGUGAUUAAAUAUGGAAGCAUGGAGCCUGAAGCAGAAGUUUUCUUUGGUCCAGGACCAGGUAAACCUGCAGAAGCUGAAAUUAUUGGGCUCUCAGUGAGCACAUUAGGCUCAAAUGUUUACAUCAAUGUCAAGAAUCGAGGACUCUUUGCAUAUCAGCGGCAUGGUCGUUUGCUUUGGAGUGUGGGACCUGUACUUUACCAAUUUGGCUACCGGCAAGGAUGCAAGAAAAAUCUUACAGAUUGCUACUUUGCUUCAGUUCCUGUGCUUGAUCAAUGUGAGGCUAGUAUAUAUAUCUCAAACACUGAAGGUGAACUCUAUUGUUUGUCUGUUCGUAGCCGUUACUUUAGAUGGAUACAGGAUUUUAGUUCAUUUGACAAGAAUUUCACCAUCACUGCCGGAAACAAUGGUCAUCUUUAUGUAACAGUUCCAGCUAAGGCUCUUGUAUUGGCUCUAGAUGUCUUUUCAGGUAAUGUCUUGUGGCAGAGAAGUAUUGGGCCAUUAAGCAAAUUUGACUCUGCACCUGUAGUGGACUCUAAUGGAUGGAUAUCUAUUGGUUCAUUGGAUGGGUUCCUAUACUCAUUUUCACCAACUGGGGUUCUUAAGAAAUUCUCAAGAAUGAAUGCAGAGAACUCUAUGGUUCAAGUUGGUCCUUUUCUUGAUUGCUCUGGUUUUGCCAUCUACAUUUCACAGAUAGAGAUGGAAGGAAAAGUUAGCCACGCAAUUGGUGAAUACACUGUUGUUUCAGCAAUUCGAUCAAAAGCAGCAUUAUUCACUAUGAUGGUUCCUGCAACUGGGUCAAUCUAUUGGUCUGAAAGCUAUCCUGGUAAACAUUCUACUUUAUUUUCUGAGAGUGAUCUAAGUCAUUAUGUCAUGAAUGAGGAGAUUCUUCUUGCUUUCCUUGCUGCCUCAAAGAUUGGCACCCCGCUGCAAUGCCGCACUAUAGGUCAGAAGCUUGCAUCUAGCUGCUCUCAAGAGAGAACCAAGCUUGUAAGCAUCUACACAGGCAACGAAAGGGCGAUAGUAUUGUUUCUGCUCUUUGAGUCUGCUCUCUUGUUGGUACUGAUCGGACUUUUAAGAUUCUGCUGUACAUUCUGGGCAAAAGAGAAGCUUAAAGAUCAAGGCCUUGGAAGCUUCCUUGGCAAGAGAUGCUCUCUUCGGCUCAAAAAGAAAGCUUUGGAUAGGACAAUCACAGAGCUUGAGAAAAAAGCUGCAGAGGACAAUGAAGUUUUUGAAAAGUUGGGUGAUAUAGUAAGAGAAAGGGAAUGCAUAGAGAGGAAGCUCUCAACCACCUAUAGUUUGGGAAGGGACAGGACUGACUCACAACCAAAGUCUAUGCUUCCUGUGCAUAUGGGAAAAACAAAAAGCUUCUCAUUUCAGGAUGCAAAGCAAAAGAACAUGACAGUGCUUCACACAUUAAGUGAUACAUCUUCCAGUGAAAGCAGCACUGAAGGAGAGACUAACAUGCUUGACAUUGAAGGGAUGGAUUCAUCAACCAAGGCCAAAGCAAAGACCCUUAUAGUGGAUACUUCAAGUACUGAAUAG